This is a messenger RNA of Cicer arietinum (chickpea), 661 nucleotides long. RefSeq names its product cellulose synthase-like protein E1. Gene Ontology annotation, biological process: cellulose biosynthetic process. Gene Ontology annotation, cellular component: membrane. Gene Ontology annotation, molecular function: cellulose synthase (UDP-forming) activity. The record is from RefSeq and is a predicted model, not a curated record. Lineage: Eukaryota; Viridiplantae; Streptophyta; Magnoliopsida; Fabales; Fabaceae.
GCAUCAACUUGUUUCCAAAGAUGUCAAAUCCUUGGUUCAUACCUUAUGCAUAUAUAAUAAUUGGAGAAACUAUUUAUAGUUUGUUGGAGUUUCUUUCAUCUGGAGGUACAUUUAAAGGUUGGUGGAAUGACCUAAGGAUAUGGUUAUACAAGAGAACAAGUUCUUACCUAUAUGCCUUUAGUGACACAAUCUUGAAGCUUUUUGGAUUUUCAGAUCCAGUCUUUACAAUCACAUCUAAGGUUUCUGAAGAAGAAGUUUCCAAACGCCAUGAGAAAGAAAUUAUGGAGUUUGGAACAUCUUCACCAAUGUUCACUAUAUUAGCAACACUAGCAAUGCUAAAUUUAUUUUGUUUAGUUAGUGUAUUGAAGGAUGCAAUUUUGAGAGAUGGUGGGUUUGGAGCUUAUGAGAAAAUGGGAUUACAAGUUAUGUUGUGUGGUUUUUUGGUUCUCAUUAAUUUGCCUAUAUACCAAGGCCUUUUCUUAAGGAAGGAUAGUGGAAAAUUGCCAAGUUCUCUUGCCAUGAAAUCAACAACAUUGGCUCUAGCUUUAUUUAUCUCUUUUAGAUUUGUAUGAUAAAAAUAAAUACUUAUACUUUAAUGUUCUUGUUUAAUUGGAAGGAUAUUAUUAGUAUUCAACAUGCAAUUUUGUUGUUCUGUUUUUUA